UAAAAUCUUUCAAUUUUGGUGAAUCUUUGAUUAAAUGGAUACAUAUUUUCUAUCAUAAUGCAAAAAGCAGAAUAAUUAAUAAUGGGUAUUUUUCAUCAUUUUUGGAUGUAAAACGUGGAUGUAGACAAGGGGAUCCCAUCUCCCCAUAUCUAUUCCUGAUAGGUGUUGAAAUUUUGGCUAUACAAUUGAAAAAAAAUCAAAGUAUCAAAGGUGUACAAAUAAAUAAUAGAGAAUAUUUGCUUGGUCAAUAUGCAGAUGAUGCCUUUUUAUUCCUAGAUGGUUCUUCAAAGUCAUUGUCAAGUACUAUAAAUGACUUCAGUAUAUUUUCUACAGUAUCUGGACUUAAACUUAACAUAGAUAAGUGUCGAAAAAAAAGAAAAGCUAUCAAAAAUAAGAAAAUUGCUUGGAAUGUGGUCUAAAAGAAAUCUUACUCUUUUAGGAAAGAUCACAGUUGUUAAAACACUGGCACUACCACUUAUAACACAUCUACUGUAUUCACUGCCAAAUCCAGGUAAAAAAUGGAUAAGCGAAAUUAACAGAGUUUUUUAUAGAUUUAUAUGGGGGUACAAACCUGACAAAAUCAAACGGGAUACAAUGAUUCUUGAAUAUGGAGAAGGAGGUUUAAAGAUGAUACACAUUGAAAGUUUUAUGAAAUACCUGAAAAUUAAGUGGGUGAAAAGGCUAUAUGAUGGAAAUGGGGACUGGCAAAGUUUAGCAAAAUCUAAUUUUAGUAAAUUUGGAGGGGAGAGAUUAUGGAAUCUGAAAAAAUCAAAACUGGAGGAAAUAUCGAAAAAUGUAACUAAUGUUUUCUGGAAAGAUGUUAUUUUAGCAUGGAAAGAAUAUAAAGAUGAUAAUAAUGAAGUAUCAAGUUUUCUUGGUGAUGAUCUUUUGAAUUACAUACCAGUUCCUAGUUACAAACAAUUUAUUGAAUAUGAACGGAAUGGGGUGAAGACAGUUAAGGACUUGUUGGACAAUAAUUAUCAGUUUUUGUCAUUCAAUGAUAUUAAGACUAAAUGUGAGAAAAUGAUUUUUUUACAAUAUUUUGCAGUAAUAGACCACAUUCCAAGGGAAAACUUAAACAUAAUACGACAACAACCAUUGAUCAACAAUCAAUCAGAAAACAGUAAUCCUUUAAGAAGACUUCUUCAAGCAAAAGAUCUUAGAUAUGUUUAUAAAGCGAUUGUUGCUAACUACAAACAUUAUCCAAUUGAAAGGCAGGAAAAAUGGAAUAGAAAGUUAAAUACAAAUUUAAAUGAUGAUAUAGGUUGGGAGAAAAUUUAUUUAACAAGCUUUCUGGUGACAAUUGACACAAAACUUCAAAAUCUACAAUUUAAGAUUCUUCAUAGAAUAUUAACAACCAACAGUUUUCUUUACCAAAUUAAUGUUAAGGAUGAGGAUCUAUGUACUUUUUGUAGAGAUGCACCAGAAUCAAUUGAACACUUAUUUUUUAACUGUGUGAAAAUAAAUAAUAUAUGGAAUGAUUUAAUAGCUUGGGUGAAUGACUUGAAUAACAAUAUUAUCAUUAUUGAUCAUAUGAAUAUCAAGGAUGUGUUAUUUUUUUGUGAAAAGAUGUCUUCUUUGAAUAACACAAUGAACAAGUUUAACCAAAAGUGGUCUCCCCUUAAUAUCUAAGAAAAAAGCUUUUAAUAUCAAUUGCAUAUCCGGGUAAACUUACAACCCGUAAAGAAUUAAUUAAAGCAUGAAGGAAGAUUUUUGGUAUUUAAGUAAAUAACAGGCGUACAUGUAUGUAUUAUAUCUGUCUUGUGUAUGUGUUAUGUUGAUAAGUAUGUUUAUUGGUUUAUUUGUAUGUGUAGACCCAAAUGGCAUGGUAAAUAUAUAAUUAUUUAUUGUAAUAGAAAGGAUGGAUGUAUCCAUAUAUUAAUAUCUUAAUAUAUGCUGUCAGGCAUGCGAGGAUGUGUGUGUAUGGGUACGAGUGUAUGCGUGUACAAUUAUGUGUGGU
This is a messenger RNA of Mizuhopecten yessoensis (Yesso scallop), 1960 nucleotides long. RefSeq lists its product as uncharacterized. The record is from RefSeq and is a predicted model, not a curated record. Lineage: Eukaryota; Metazoa; Mollusca; Bivalvia; Pectinida; Pectinidae. The transcript has 2 exons. Bases 409 to 1632 code for a protein of 407 amino acids.